GCAUUAUUCGCACACGGACGUAUUCCACGCCCUCCCGUAACUUUCUCCACCAUUCUUUAAUUUCUCGAUCGCUAACUAUAACUACUCACAUUCUCAUUUGCCCUAAUCAUCAGAACUACCGUAUUGAACCUCGCAUGGCUUCGGAAACCUCCGUCAACAUACUUGAGGUUACCCGAGUCACUCCAUCUCUACACUCACCUAAAUCUUCCACUGAAUGUUCUCUUCCUCUCACAUUUUCCGAUUUCCACUGGCUCAAAUUUCAUCCCGUCGAUCGUGUUUUCUUCUACGAACUCACUGAUUUAACCCCAACGUUCUUUAACUCCACACUCGUCCCUAAACUGAAACGCUCUCUCUCCCUCACUCUCCUUCACUUUCUUCCUUUCGCCGGGAACAUAACUUGGCCGGAUGAUCAGCGUAUUAUCAAACCUUUCAUUCUCUAUACUCCAAACGACGGCGUUUCAGUCACUGUUGCAGAGUCUAAUGCUGACUUUACUGAUAUUUCCGGUAACCAAAUUCGUGAAGUUGUUAAGUCCAGUCUUUACGUUCCUGAAUUGCCUGUAUCAGACUCAAAAGCUGCAACUAUUGCAUUUCAAAUCACAUUGUUUCCAAAUCAAGGUUUUUCCAUUGGUGUGUCUUCUCAUCAUGCUGUUUUUGACGGAAAAAGUGUCACCGUGUUCAUCAGAGCUUGGGCUAGUAUAUGCAAGCAGAUCCAGGAUCAUCAGCAUCAUCAGAAUACUGAUUCAUAUUCGCUACCGGAAGAACUAACACCGUUUCUUGAUCGGACAGUUUUUCAGGAUCCAUACGGACUCGACAUGAUUUACUUGAAAAACUGGUCAGAAGCUAAGUUGCCAGGUUUAAACCUCAACAACCCUCGAAGCUUGAAGCUAUUUCAACUUAAAGAUUCGAUAGAAAAUUCAUUCCGAGCAACAUUCGUGUUAAAUCUUGAAGAUAUAAAGAAACUCAGAAGAAAAAUAGUUUCUGAGUUAGAUAAUCCUGACAAUUAUUUCUCACGAUUUGUAAUCUCAUAUUCUUAUGCUUCAGUUUGUCUAAUUAAAGCAAUAAAACCAGAAAAGAAAACGAGGGUAAUUCUUGUUUUCACGGCAGAUAUUAGAGCUCGUUUAAGCCCUCCGAUACCUGCAAAUUAUUUUGGUAACUGUGUUAGAAGCUAUCCCAUGUAUACAGAAGCAGAACCAAUUCUCGCGCAGAACGGGGUUUCAUUUGUUGCAGAGAAGCUAAGUGAAAGGAUUAAAAGGUUAGAGACAGAACCGCCGGUUAUAUAUGAGGAGGCAAAAGAUCAGCUUGGAAGAUACAUUAAGGUGAUGGAGCAAAUGGCAAGUGGAGAUGAAAAACAAGAUGUAACCGGUGAACCGAAAGUGAUAGCGAUUGGGACUGCUGGGUCGACUAAUUUUCAGGUUUAUGGGGCAGAAUUUGGGCAGGGAAAGCCGAAGAAGGUGGAGGUUAGUUCUUUAGAGAACGGAAGUAUUUCUAUGGCGGAGAGCGGUGAUGGAAAUGGUGGAGUUGAGAUUGGUUUGGUUUUGGAAAAUAAGGAUGAAUUAGAGAAGUUUGAUUUUCUGUUUGUUAAUGGACUUAAAAAUCUGUAAGGGAAAGAAUUGAAUUUUCAUGGCUAUCUCAUAAGGAUUGAAGUUUUA
Mercurialis annua (annual mercury) is the source of this 1649-nucleotide messenger RNA. Its product is annotated as malonyl-CoA:anthocyanidin 5-O-glucoside-6''-O-malonyltransferase-like. The transcript has a single exon. Lineage: Eukaryota; Viridiplantae; Streptophyta; Magnoliopsida; Malpighiales; Euphorbiaceae. The record is from RefSeq and is a predicted model, not a curated record. The coding region runs from base 135 to 1601 and encodes 488 amino acids.